This is a messenger RNA of Lathyrus oleraceus (garden pea), 1787 nucleotides long. Its product is annotated as sulfite exporter TauE/SafE family protein 3. The record is from RefSeq and is a predicted model, not a curated record. Gene Ontology annotation, cellular component: membrane; Cul4A-RING E3 ubiquitin ligase complex. The transcript is spliced from 12 exons. NCBI's taxonomy places the organism in Eukaryota, Viridiplantae, Streptophyta, Magnoliopsida, Fabales, Fabaceae. Gene Ontology annotation, biological process: protein ubiquitination. The coding region runs from base 209 to 1594 and encodes 461 amino acids.
GACAUAUAUAUUAUAAUAUUAGUACAUACUACCUUGAAGAGAAACAGAGAAAAUGUGAGUUUGCUAUAUAAAGAGAGGAUGGUAGUAGUACUGAGGAAAAAAAAAUAACCACCUUUUAAAAUAAGUAUAGUUAGAAAAAAAAAUACAAAAACAUUUAUUUGUACUAGUUUCUUAGUUACAUUUUGCUUCAAACCGUUCUUCUUCAUACAUGGCUUUACAAGUUAAAACGAAGACAACAUCAAGAGCAGCAUCAACAAUUGUAUGGCUAAUCUCGUGGAGCCUUAUCAUGAUCUAUCAUGUCAGUUUUGCUGAAAGAAUUUUGGAAGAUAAAAAGUCAGAUGAUUUUGUUAUGCAAAAGAGACACUUCUCUUGGUAUGGUGGAAAGUCUUCCUAUGAACGUGUUUGGCCUGAAAUGAAAUUUGGUUGGAGAAUUGUUGUAGGGUCUAUUGUUGGAUUUUUUGGAGCAGCAUUGGGUAGUGUUGGAGGGGUAGGAGGUGGAGGAAUUUUUGUACCUAUGCUUACUUUGAUCAUUGGUUUUGAUCCCAAGUCUUCUACCGCUCUCUCUAAGUGUAUGAUUACAGGAGCAGCCGGAUCAACUGUGUAUUAUAAUCUGAGACUCAGACACCCAACACUAGACAUGCCACUCAUAGAUUAUGAUCUUGCUUUGCUUUUCCAACCUAUGUUAAUGCUAGGAAUUAGCAUUGGUGUUGCAUUUAAUGUCAUGUUUGCUGAUUGGAUGGUUACUGUUUUGCUUAUCAUUCUAUUCAUAGGUACAUCCACUAAAGCUUUAAUCAAAGGUAUCAAUACAUGGAAACAGGAAACAAUCAUGAAGAAGGAAGCUGCAAAGAUGUUGGAAUCAGAUGGUUCUUCUGAAGAAGACUACACAUCACUACCAGCUGAUCUACAAGAUGAAGAGGUUCCUUUACUAGACAACAUUUAUUGGAAAGAAUUAUCAGUCCUUGUGUAUGUUUGGGUGGCUUUUCUCAUUGUUCAGAUUAUUAAGACAUAUAGCAAAACUUGUUCCAUAGAGUACUGGAUUCUUAACUCUUUGCAGGUGCCUAUUGCAAUUUCUGUUACACUUUAUGAAGCCAUAUGCUUAAGCAAAGGAACUAGAGUGAUUGCAUCAAAGGGAAAGGAAGUCACACAUUGGAAGUUUCAUAAGAUUUGUCUUUACUGUUUCUGCGGAAUCAUUGCCGGUAUGGUUAGUGGAUUGCUUGGUCUAGGAGGUGGCUUCAUUUUGGGACCAUUGUUUUUGGAACUCGGAAUUCCCCCUCAGGUAGCUAGUGCUACAUCAACAUUUGCUAUGGUUUUCUCUUCUUCCAUGUCAGUGGUACAAUAUUAUCUUCUAGAUAGCUUUCCGGUACCCUAUGCUUCAUACUUAGUUUUGGUUGCGACCGUUGCUGCACUAACAGGCCAAUAUGUGGUUAGAAAGAUAAUUGCUAUCUUUGGUAGAGCAUCUAUCAUCGUCUUCAUAUUAGCUUUCACAAUUUUUCUGAGCGCAAUCGGUUUAGGUGGGGUGGGAAUAGGAAACAUGGUUGAGAAGAUGGAAAAUGAAGAUUAUAUGGGAUUUUACAAUAUUUGCCACAAAUCAUAGGAUGGAAAAGUAUAUAGGAUUUGACAAAAUAGUCACCUAUUUAUUAUUUUCAUUUAAGUAAAGAAAAUAUCUUUGUUUUUUCUUCUUCUUUCCUUUAUAAGUGUUGUUGUGUUCGUUAGAAGUCUCUAUUUUUAGCCAACAAUGACUGGAUUAUAUUCUUUGCUAUCUAAAUAUUGUUAUUAGUGUGUUUUCA